AUGAACACCAGCACCGUCGAGAGCCGCUUCCUCUCCAAGCCGGGCGAUCUCGGGUUCGUCGCCGUCGGCUUUUCAGGGGGCCAGCCCAAGGACGGCGUCGACGCCGGGCCCGCCGCCCUCAUCGACUCGGGCCUCCUCCACGAGAUCCGCCAUGAGCUCGGCUACCGGAUCCACGGCGACACCGACGUCCACCUGUACCGGGACCUGGUGCCGGCGUCGGACCCGGACUACCGCGGCAUGAAGAACCCGCUGACCGUGUCGGCCGUCAACCGGGAGCUCGCGUCGCAGGUCUACCAGCACGCGUCGCAGGGCCGCCUGGUGCUGACGCUCGGCGGCGACCACAGCAUCGCCAUCGGCACCCUCGCCGGCUCUGCCCGGGCGGCCCGCGAGCGCCUCGGCCGCGACAUUGCCGUCAUCUGGGUCGAUGCCCACGCCGACAUCAACACCCCCGAGAUCAGCGACAGCGGCAACAUCCACGGCAUGCCCGUCGCCUUUGCCUCGGGGCUGGCGCGGGACGACAAGGACGAGUACUUUGGCUGGAUCCAGGACGACAUGCGCGUCAGCGUCAAGAAGCUCGUCUACAUUGGCCUGCGCGACGUGGAUCAGGGCGAGAAGAAGAUUCUGCGCGAGCACGGCAUCAAGGCCUUUUCCAUGUUUGACGUUGAUCGACAUGGCAUCGGCCGGGUCAUGGAAAUGGCCCUCGCCCACAUCGGCACCGACACGCCCAUCCACCUCUCCUUCGACGUCGACGCCCUCGACCCCAUGUGGGCCCCGAGCACCGGAACCCCCGUCCGCGGCGGCCUGACGCUGCGCGAGGGCGACUACAUCUGCGAGUUUGUCCACCAGACGGGCCAGCUCGUGGCCAUCGACCUCGUCGAGGUCAACCCCAGCCUCGCCACCACCGAGGCCGGCGCCCUGGAGACGAUCCGCGCCGGCUGCUCGCUGGUGCGGUGCGCCCUGGGCGAGACGCUGCUCUAG
This is a messenger RNA of Hirsutella rhossiliensis, 978 nucleotides long. RefSeq names its product arginase family domain-containing protein. Gene Ontology annotation, molecular function: manganese ion binding; arginase activity. The transcript has 3 exons. NCBI's taxonomy places the organism in Eukaryota, Fungi, Ascomycota, Sordariomycetes, Hypocreales, Ophiocordycipitaceae. The coding region runs from base 1 to 978 and encodes 325 amino acids. The record is from RefSeq and is a predicted model, not a curated record. Gene Ontology annotation, cellular component: cytoplasm; cytosol; nucleus.